Messenger RNA from Penicillium angulare, 1236 nucleotides. Its product is annotated as BTB/POZ domain-containing protein. NCBI's taxonomy places the organism in Eukaryota, Fungi, Ascomycota, Eurotiomycetes, Eurotiales, Aspergillaceae. The transcript is spliced from 3 exons. Gene Ontology annotation, molecular function: protein binding. Bases 1 to 1236 code for a protein of 411 amino acids. The record is from RefSeq and is a predicted model, not a curated record.
AUGACUCCAUUGCAACUUCAAUCUACUCCUUCACCUCUAUCCAGCCGGCUCCGCUCUUACCCCAGUAUCUCUCCUCUUUUACUAGUACUGGCGCGCUUUCUCCACGACGCGACUCUCAUCACCACCCUCGUGACCCUCAAAACCUACACCGUGGAGAUCAACCUCAAAGUCACGGUCUUAUCAAAGAACACGCGCCAUCUUCGCUCAUCUACCAAAGUAGGCUCCAAAGUCACCUUCACCGUGGUCUCCAAAGUCGCCUCCAAACGCGAUCAUGGAAAAGCCAUUCGAAGAGUAAGCGGCUCAUCUAAGAAGUCUCAACAGAACCACACCCGACUAACGAAAGUGAUCAGUGUUUUCUUGAAAGAUGAAUACAGCGAUAUGAAGAUCGUCUGCGGGGAUAAGACUUUCCCGGCUCACAAGCUAGUCGUUUGUAGACGUUCAACCUGGUUCAAAGUGGCGUGUGGCAGUGGGUUCAAGGAGUCUUCUGGGGAGAUCAACCUAACCGACAAAGAUCCAAUUUUGGUCCAGAAAAUCCUGGAAUACUUGUACAAUUCCGACUACAGCCUCAAGAAGGUUGCCAUGGACCUAUGUACCCCCGUGAAUGAGAACUCGCCAAGCGUCAAUCAGUUUGGGCUCCGAAAGCGAAAGCUUAGCACCACUGCCAGCACAAAGACUACCGCCUCUCCAAAGGAGCCACCACGAAAGCGAACUAGAUCAACUUUGGAGCUUCCAGGUGAUAGCAUCAAAGUGAAUCUGACUCAUGAACGCCAGCCAAGUGAGACACGGACCCCCCAGACCUCAGAUAGCUCACUGAGCCAGAUUAUUGAGAAACCCGCCGAAGAUUGGCCCCCAUUGAACACCUGCCCACCGAGCUACUUCCAUGCGCGAAUAUUUGCUGAAGCAGACUUUUUUCUACUCGACGAUUUGAAAGAGCAGGCAAAGGACAAGUUUGAUGAAUCUCUUAGAGCCUGCACUGUCGUUUGGAAACUGGAACUUCUCAUUCUUGAGUUGUGGUCAGCAAGAGCAGAUUACAAGGAGCUCCGAUCAAUUAUUUUGUGUCGGAUUGGUUUUUCCGGUACUAAUUUGAACAAGUUGUUUCUUCAACUGGAUCGCUCAUUCAUUGAAAGUGUCCCUGGGUUCGCGACUGAUUUCUGCUGGGAACGUAUGAAGGACGAGCGCGAGAAACGGGAUGGGGAUAAUAAACAAACGCCAGAAAGGCGCAGAUAUAUGAUCUGA